Messenger RNA from Prorocentrum cordatum, 1890 nucleotides. The record is from the annotation of a GenBank genome assembly. NCBI's taxonomy places the organism in Eukaryota, Dinophyceae, Prorocentrales, Prorocentraceae.
AGCGGCUGUCGCGUAUUCCUCCCGAGCACCGCGCAUUUACAUCUCGUCCAUGUCAUGGGGAGCCGCGCUGCUUGCGGCCCUCUCCGCAGCUAGCCUUCCGGCGGCCAUCCAGGUAAACCCUCCUGCAGGAGGCGCAGGCGAUCGGCCUGCGCCUCCGUACCGCACCGCGGCAGCCGACCACGCCACCAAGCCCGUCGUCGUGCUGGCGAGGAGGCCCCCAGCGAAGAAGGCUCCGGCGGCGAGUGCCGAGGAGCUGGCCGAGAGAGCCGAGGAGGAGAAGGUGGCCGGCGAGGCCUGGAGGCGGGAGCUGGAGCAGAAGGAGUCGCAGGCGCUCGAUGCGAUCGAGCGCAUGGUCUCGCAGGCCGACAUCAGGGGGAAGUUGCCCGCUCCUGCUCGGGCCAGCGCUCUGGAGACCGAGGGGCACGAUGAUAAGCUCGUGAGUCCACUCUUCCGUCUGAAGGGCGACAGUCGGCAAGACUAUUGGUGCGACGACACGGCGGGCGAGCCCAUGUUUGAGGGGACUGUCAGCGACAGCUUGGCCUGCGAGGAGAAGUGCGGGGCGAACCUGAAGUGCGGCUUUUUCAGCUUCUUCGAAGGGGACAAGUACUGCCUCCUCUCUGAGGAGUGCGGCGAGAUGUCCCCGUCGAGCAGAGGGCACGUGAAGGUCUUCGCCAAGGCAGAGGGCGGCGGCGCCAGCGCGCCGCGCGACGAUGCCGGCGAGGGCGAGGCCGCGGACUACGGCCCGCAUUCGGGCAGCACGCCGAGGAGCCGCGGGGGCCGCACGGAGGAAGAUCGUUUGCUGCACAACGUCGCCUCUCGGUACCUCGACCGGACGGACGACUUUUACGACGCCGAGGCGACUUUCAAGGCCGGCCACCAGCCGCGCGGGCCGAUCGUGGACAUCGACGCGGGGAUCUUGCAGCGCAUCGUGGGCUUCGUCGUGGACCAGCUGCAGGGCGGCGCCGGCCCGGAGGGCGCGCGGCGCGAGGUCGGCCUGCUGCAGAGCGUCACGAGAACGCUGACGGCAGCCCUCGCCGAGCAGCCCGCCGACGCGAAGGUGACGCAGCUCGGCGCGAGGAAGCUGGUGCGGGAGGCAGUGGCGCGGGCGGUGCUGAGCGCGGCACGGCCCGGGCGAGGCGGCGGGGCCGAGCGCGAGGCGAACGAGCUCGAGGCCAGGAGAGCGGCGCGGGGCCUCAGGGAGCUGGAGCGGGCCAGCGGCGCCGAGGCGGAGGAGGAGGACGGGCUCGGGCCGCACGCGGGCGGCGCGGGGGGCGCCGGCGGGCUGGCCGAGCGAAGGGCCGAGCUCGAAGGCGGAGGCCCUGCUCGGGAGGCCGAGUUCCAGCCGCACCCGGCCGCCGGGGCGGAGCACGAGGCCGGCCAGGCAUUCCAGAAGGUCAAGAGCAUCGGGCAGGCCCUCGGCGCCGCCGAGCUCGUGCCGAGGCUCAGCGAGGCCGUCUGGGGCCAGCUGGGAGCCGUGUGGGCCGAGGCCUCGGAGGGCGUCGUGGUGGCUGGCCGGGAGCCCGAGAUCGCGGCGGCCCUGCUCGAGCUCGCGGGUGCGCUCACCGAGGGCCAGCUGCCGCACGGUCGCAGCGGCGCGCCCCAGCGCACCCGCGCGGGCCGCGCGCUUCAGCUGGACACCCUCGCGAGGGCUCCGGAGGGCCUCGCCCCUUGAGGCCACUGUAAUUCGUGCCAGGCCCGGUCUCGCUACCCGUGCGGUUUCAGCUGACCAGAUCCGAGCACCCAGGGAGCUCGCCUCACGACCCCUCCUGGUCCACCUCCUCCCUCCUGCUCAUCCAGCCUCACGACCUUCACUGCCAGGAAGGGGCCCGUCCGUGCCUUCCGCAGGCGACACCGUGUAGCAGAGACGUGAAGGGUCAGGCUCGCUGGUGA